Ricinus communis (castor bean) is the source of this 2000-nucleotide messenger RNA. Its product is annotated as integrin-linked protein kinase 1. Bases 227 to 1522 code for a protein of 431 amino acids. Gene Ontology annotation, molecular function: ATP binding; protein binding; protein kinase activity. The record is from RefSeq and is a predicted model, not a curated record. Lineage: Eukaryota; Viridiplantae; Streptophyta; Magnoliopsida; Malpighiales; Euphorbiaceae. Gene Ontology annotation, biological process: protein phosphorylation. The transcript is spliced from 11 exons.
AUAAGAAAAAGCCGAAAUAAAGUAUCUACUGCUUUAUUAUUAUUAUUAUUAUAUAUAUUUCUGUUGAAAAAGUAAAACCAUAAUAACAGAUACAAAAUAGAGAUAAAAAAAAAAAAAGAACCUCCUCAUUAAUUCAACAAAAAACUUUAUUAUCAGCUCAUCUUUUACGCGCUCACACUAAAACAACCAGAACCGAAGAAUCUUCCCUUUUUGUUCCGAUCUCACCAUGAGCUCCGGUACUUCCUCCGCCGGUGGCGAACGAGGACCUCCACCGCCUUCAUCCGACAAGCAAAAAGAGAAGGCGAGAGUGAGCAGGACGUCAAUGAUACUGUGGCACGCUCACCAGAACGACGCUGCGGCUGUAAGGAAACUUCUAGAGGAAGAUAGAUCUCUAGUUCGCGCUAGAGAUUAUGAUAGUCGAACUCCUCUUCAUGUUGCUUCUCUUCAUGGUUGGAUCGAUGUUGCUAAGUGUUUGAUUGAGUUUGGCGCUGAUGUCAACGCCCAGGAUCGCUGGAAAAAUACGCCAUUAGCUGAUGCAGAAGGAGCUAAGAAACAUAAUAUGAUUGAGCUUCUAAAAUCAUAUGGUGGCUUGUCUUAUGGGCAAAAUGGAAGCCAUUUUGAACCAAAACCUGUUCCACCACCUCUACCAAACAAAUGUGAUUGGGAAAUUGACCCGUCAGAGCUCGACUUCUCAAAUUCAGCAAUUAUUGGAAAGGGAUCUUUUGGCGAGAUCUUGAAAGCCUAUUGGCGUGGAACACCAGUAGCUGUUAAACGCAUCCUUCCAUCACUUUCGGAUGACAGAUUGGUGAUCCAGGACUUCAGGCAUGAGGUUAAUUUGCUAGUGAAGCUUCGCCACCCCAAUAUAGUCCAAUUUCUAGGAGCUGUCACUGAGAAGAAGCCCCUUAUGUUGAUUACAGAGUAUUUACGAGGGGGGGAUCUGCAUCAGUACCUGAAGGAAAAGGGUGCACUUAGUCCUUCAACAGCCAUCAACUUUGCUCUGGAUAUUGCCAGAGGCAUGGCUUAUCUUCACAAUGAGCCAAAUGUCAUCAUUCACAGAGACCUAAAACCAAGGAAUGUUCUUUUAGUCAACUCCAAUGCUGAUCAUUUGAAAGUUGGAGAUUUUGGAUUAAGCAAGCUCAUCAAGGUUCAGAAUUCUCAUGACGUAUACAAAAUGACUGGCGAGACGGGGAGCUACCGAUACAUGGCUCCUGAAGUUUUCAAGCACCGGAAAUAUGAUAAGAAGGUUGAUGUUUUCUCUUUUGCAAUGAUCCUCUAUGAGAUGCUUGAAGGGGAACCCCCACUUGCAAAUUAUGAGCCUUAUGAAGCAGCCAAAUUUGUGGCAGAGGGGCACAGGCCAACAUUUCAUGCCAAAGGAUUUACCAUUGAACUUAGGGAAUUAACAGAUCAGUGUUGGGCUGCUGACAUGAACAGAAGACCUUCUUUUCUAGAAAUCCUCAAGAGACUUGAAAAGAUCAAGGAAGUCUUACCUGCAGAUCAUCAUUGGAGCUUAUUCAAUGCAUAAUACAGCGCAAUGACAUGGCCAAAUAUAUAGAUCUGCAGUGCAUGCCUGUCAUUUCCUUUUUUCCGCAAUUGUGCAGAUGCUGCUGUGAAUAGAUUUGACUCAGAAAGAUUGUGAGAUACCACUGUUACUGGUUUCCACUAAAUGGAUCCGAUUUUUAGCAGGGUCAGUGUAGGGGUUCACUGGCCUUUUCUUAUUGAUAUUAAGCAGUCAGCCAAGAUGUCAUUCAAUUAGCUUGCAUAAGUUCGUUAUCUGACCCGGAUAUUCUCCUUUGCUAUCCAAUUGUAAUUUGUUGUGGACUGUGAGUAGGAAAGAACCCAGCAAUAUGAUAUUUCCCAUCCUUUGAAAGUCCUAAGUGUCUAUACUAUCUUGUUGCUAGACGUCUUGAUCUUCCUAUCAUCAAGUUGUUGAUUAUUUUUUAUUGGAUAUUGUAAGCGUUAAUCAAUUCAUGCAUGUGUAAUAAAUUCUAUAAUCUGCCUCA